AUGGUGUCGCCAUCUUGGUCCAUGGGCAAGACUGCCCUGGUGGCAGCACUCCUGGCGCUACAGGCAGGCGUAUACGGCGCGAACAACGAUGAUCGGUCGUACGCAACGUCUCCAGAUAUUCCUCCUCCUCUGGCUACCGGGAACAAUGAGUGGGCAGCAGCGUUUCAGAAAGCAGAGGCCUUGGUCAAGCAAAUGACCCUGGAAGAAAAGGUGAGCCUGACGGGUGGUACGAAACGCAACAAUAGCUGCUCGGGAAACAUUGCCGCCAUCCCUAGACUCAACUUUCCUGGCAUGUGCCUGAGCGACGCUGGAAACGGCCUGCGCGCGACGGACAUUGUCAACGGUUACCCCAGCGGAAUCCACGUUGGAGCCAGCUGGAACAAAGAGUUGACCAACAAACGCGGUGCCGCCAUGGGCGCCGAGUUUCGCAGAAAGGGAGUCAAUGUCCUUCUUGGCCCAGUUGUAGGCCCGGCUUGGCGAGUCGUGAAAGGCGGCCGUAAUUGGGAGGGCUUCUCGGCGGACCCCUAUUUGGCUGGCUCGCUUGUCGCUCAGGGUGUCGAGGGUAUCCAGGCGCAGAGACAUUACAUUGCCAAUGAGCAAGAGACGAACAGAGUGCCAGAGGACGGCGUCGCUGCGGUGUCAUCGAAUGUCGAUGAUAGAACCAUGCAUGAACAUUAUCUCUGGCCCUUCCAAGAUGCCGUCAAGGCUGGCUCGGCCAACAUCAUGUGCUCGUACCAGCGCAUCAACAAUUCUUACGGCUGUGGAAACAGCAAGACGCUGAACGGCUUGCUGAAGACGGAGCUAGGCUUCCAGGGCUUCGUUGUAUCCGAUUGGGGUGCGCAGCAUACCGGUGUCCAUGACGCUCUGUCUGGCUUGGACAUGGGAAUGCCUUCUGCAGCGGGUUACUGGGAAUCCUUGCUUGUGGAUGCGGUAAAGAAUGGCUCUGUUGCCGAAUCAAGGGUGACCGACAUGGCUACAAGGAUCAUUGCAGCAUGGUACCAAGUUCAUCAAGAUGCUGGCUUUCCCGAGCCCGGAAUCGGCAUGCCGUCGAACUUAUUCGUGGACCACAAGAAGAUCGAAGGCAGAAGCCCCGACGCCGACGCAAUCCUUUUACAAGGGGCCAUCGAGGGGCACGUCCUACUAAAGAACGAAAAGCAGACACUGCCCUUGAAGUCGCCCCGCAAAGUCUCCAUCUUUGGGUACUCGGCCAAGACCCCCGAUCUCGCCAAGCCCAUUGAAGGCGACGAGUUCGCGGCCUGGCAGGUGGGACUGGCACCAGUAUGGGGGCUCCCGAACAAGGAGGAGAGCCCGAUCGGCUCCCGAGGCACGCUGUGGGGUGCUGGCGGAUCAGGCGCCAUUACACCGGCGACAUUCACCUCUCCUCAGACGGCGCUGAUGGAGAAGGCUGCAAAGGAUGGCUUCACACUGGUGCAGGACCUCAACUCUUCAUCGCCUGUGGUGGAUCCAACCAGUGAUGUGUGCAUCGUCUUUGGGAAUGCGUGGGCCACCGAAGGCCACGAUCGCCCGGCCUUGCAAGAUGAUUACACCGACACCUUGAUCAAGUCCGUCGCAGAUCAGUGCGGCAAGACGGUGGUCGUCCUGCACAACGCCGGAGUCCGUCUCGUUGAUGGCUUUGUCGAUCACCCGAAUGUCACGGCAAUCAUCUUCGCCCAUCUUCCCGGUGCUGAAAGCGGUCAUGCUCUGACUGCCGUGCUCUGGGGCGACGCGAACCCUUCGGGAAAGCUGACUUACACUGUGGCCAAGCAAGAGUCCGACUAUGGGGCCCUCCUGAACCCGACUCCUGCCAACGGAAGCAAGGACCCGCAAUCGAACUUCGACGAAGGUAUCUACAUGGACUACAAGCAAUUCGAGAAGAACCACAUAGUGCCGCGAUACGAAUUCGGCUUCGGCCUCAGCUACACGAGAUUCGACUACUCCAACAUUGCCAUCACUGGCCCCAGCGGAACCUCAGCAAGCGAGUGGCCCACCGGGAAGGUCUCUAGCGGCGGUCAGGAAGAUCUCUGGGAGACCAUUGCCACUGUGACAUUCACGCUCAAGAACGGUGGACACGUUGAUGGCGCCGAGGCAGCUCAGCUGUAUGUCCGCAUUCCUGGAUACCGCGCCAAGCAGCUUCGUGGCUUCGAGAAGCCGUUUUUGGCCGCUGGCAAAGGAACCCAGGUCUCGUUCGCGCUGAGUCGCCGCGACUUGAGCAUUUGGAACACGGGUGCCCAGAAGUGGCAGCUCCAGCGUGGGCAGUACGAGAUUUACGUGGGAAGAAGCAGUUCUAAGCUGCCGCUCAAGACGUAUCUUACGAUCUGA
This is a messenger RNA of Purpureocillium lilacinum, 2319 nucleotides long. The record is from RefSeq and is a predicted model, not a curated record. Lineage: Eukaryota; Fungi; Ascomycota; Sordariomycetes; Hypocreales; Ophiocordycipitaceae.